AUGGAGAAAACUGAAAAUAUGUUGCCAUCCCAACUUUUCGCUCCGUAUCCUGUUGAUACAAUGCUAACAGAUUUAACUGCUGAUUCAGCUGAUACAGCCAAUCCAGAGAAAUCUUUGGCAACUCCAUUACCGUGCACCCCAGCUAAAAGCCCAGCAACUAAAAAAGGAAAGAUUACAUCUCCUGAAUCCGACCUCAACAAGGUUAUGGCUGCCAUUCAGUCUCUUUCUGCAAAAUGUGAAGUAAUUUUCGAAAAGGUUACAUCUAUGGAGACAACGGUGAGAAACACUGAUCAAGCCAUUACCUUCCUAAAUGAAACCGUGGAAAAACUUCUUAAAGAUACCACCAAUCACAACGAGAGGAUCUCCGUGCUGGAAAAGAAGACUUCAGAAUUGAGAGAAGAAAAUAAACAACUCAAACUUCAGUUGCUGGAGGCAAACAGCUAUCGAAGAAGAUGGGGUCUAAGACUGCACGGGAUGAAGGAGGAAGAUCAUCAAGAAAACACUCGCGAUCUGGUGAUCAAAGUUCUUGGCAAGAUUUCCCCGAAAAUAGCUGAGAAAUUACCGGAGGUGGUGGAUUCGGUGCACAGAAUUGGAAAAAGGAAAGACGGCAACGCAGCGAGAGGUGUAAUCAUUCAAUUCAGCAUGCGUCACUUUCGUGAUAUCGUAUGGAGGGAUGCAAAAGGUUCAAAAUUUCUGGAGGAAGCCCAUCUCCGUUUAAAAGAAGACCUGUCACCUGAUGAAAGAGCGGCACGAGCCAAGGUUUGGCCGCUGGUUCAGAAAGCUAGAGAAGAAGGAAAGAGAGCGUCAUUCAUCGGUGCUUUUGCUUACAUCGAAGACAAUCAUUGUAAGGUGAAGAUUGAUUCAUCAGAGAUUAAGGAUUCAGUCAAAGAGUCAGAUGAAUUUACUGUUCGCUGUUCAACCUCUGUUUCCUGCGCAUCUCAUCCUGAGUGGAUUCUUCAUGAACAAGGGAAAGAUCCAGAAAGAGUGACGUCAUCAAAUAAUAGAUUCACACAGGAUAAAGAGGAAAACGAGGACAAAAAGAUCACCAGACUAAAAUUUAAUACAACAUGGGAAGAUGACAACAUGAUCUUGUCUUGUCGUCCAGAAGAAAAUCAGGACAGCUGUCUCACUAGAAAUAUCACUCUGUCUGUUGAAUAUGCACCAAAGGAAGUAAAAGCAACAGUGAGCUCUGAUAAUGUGAAGGAAGGAGAUUCUGUUACUCUCUCCUGCACCUCUAGAGGUCGCCCUGAUGUCACCAUCUCAUGGUUCAAACAAGGGAAGGAAAUAUCACAAUUGGCUGAGUGGAGACUAGUUAAUGUUAAACCCGAAGACAGUGGAGAAUACUACUGCAAAGCUGAAAACAAGCAUGGAAAUGUAGAAUCAAAUACAAUUUCUAUCAAUGUUAAGUAUCGUCCAAAAGAAGUCAGUGUGACACCUGCUGUUUACAUCAGUGAUCUCAGAGAGGGAGAUGAGCUGAAACUGAAGUGUUCAGUGGGGGACAGUAACCCAGCAGUCAACCAGUUUCAAUGGUAUAGGGAUAAUUCCCUGUUAUGGCAUCAAACCAGUCAGACAUUAACCAUCAGUCAAGUUAAACAAUCUUGUCACACCAUCAAAACUUCACCGUUGUACCUCAAAACCCAGGAAUGUACUACUGCACCGCAACCAAUGAUGUUGGGACCUCACAAUCUGAACCCAUCACAUCUGUCCAUGGUUUCGACACUUUGGACUUUUCAGUGAUGAUGUCGUUUUUGACAGGAAUGGAUCCACACAUAGAAAUCCAAAUUAUGGAUCCAC
Paramisgurnus dabryanus is the source of this 1794-nucleotide messenger RNA. NCBI's taxonomy places the organism in Eukaryota, Metazoa, Chordata, Actinopteri, Cypriniformes, Cobitidae. The record is from RefSeq and is a predicted model, not a curated record.